GAUUCAUAUCCGAAUACAAUACGUACGCUUUAACAUACGAAAUGAAAGUUUUUUUUUCGUCAUGUGACAAGAAGGUGGUUUUAGAAAGGAAAAUAAACAGAUCACAAGGCAGCAAUUGGAGAAUGGAUUACAAACCAGAUUAAAAAAUCAGAUCGUAGAUAUGGGAGUAACUUGAAAACUGAGACGAUUUUACAGAAGAUGGCUACCACAGCUUCUGUAAAACCAGCCUUGGAAAGAAGAACAGACUAUCUUCUUGUGGAGCCAUGUUCUUUAGAUGAUCUUAAAUCACCACUGCGUGGAUCUGCUAGAUUAAAGUAUACCUGCUUUGAUGUGUCCAGUCGGUAUAUUGCAGUGGGGAGCAAUACAGGAUCGGUGUACAUCUUUGAUAAGAUCAGCCUGCGACAUCUCCAAGUUGUUUUUACUGAAGCUGAACCUUCAUCAGUCAAUAAUGUGAAGAUAUGUCCCACAAACAAAACAGUAGCCUUUUCCAUGUUAAAUGGCCAUGUUCAAGUGAUGGAGCUGAACAUUGACAAGAGACAGAAGCCAGACAGACUCCGUGCCAUUAACAACCACGUCUACAGGAAUGUGAGUUGUAUUCAGUGGGACGCUGGGGGACAGAAACUCUACACAGCUGAUAAUGGAGGCAAUGUGGUGGUCUCCCUCAUUCCAACUUCAAAGAUGAAGAACCUGGUACUGGCUCCUAUUGAGGUCAUCCUGACCUUGUCUGUCCCGGUCAUUCAACUGGACCUGUAUCAAGACAAACUCCUGGUCUCCACCCGCACCGAAUGCUUCCUCUGUAACACGGCCAGAGCAAAUUAUCAGCAGAUAGGAACAAAACCAAGAGAUGGGUUAUUUGGAGGGUGUUUCCUUCUUGGCGGCAGCACUUCAGCAGUUAUCUACUGUGCCAGACCAGGCUCUAGACUGUGGGAAGUGGACAUAGAAGGUAAUGUUCAGCAUACUCAUCAGUUCAAACAGUUACUGGCAGUUCCACCUACACAGAUCUUACCACUCAGUGGAGAUACCUUCUUAAGAAUGGAAAACAAGGAGUUUCCUCCACUGGGGACAAAUUUUCCAGUUUUGAAACCAUAUGGGGAAAGGUUUAUUUUAACAUGGAACAAAAGAAAGCUUUUCAUACUUGAUCCAUUGCAAGAAAAUCCAAAGGUGAUUCUCUGGACUGAAUUUGAAACAGAAAUAUUUGAAGUCUGUGUUCAGGGAUCAGAGUUGUAUAUAUUUUUUGUGUCUGGAGAAAUGCGCAAAGUGACCUUAAUGACAGUCUCUCGGACAGUAUCCCUGUUGAUCAGUCGUAAACUGUGGCAGUUAGCUGCUCAGGUGUGUGGGGCCUACAGCCAAUCCAUCCUAACCAAUCAAAACCACAAAGAGCUGACCAGACAUACACUCAAAGAUCUCAUACAGAACAUCCAAAAUGGCAGUCUGUCCGAAAAUGAGGAAAAGGUUGUAGAUCUAUUUGAAAAAUUUUCUGCAGAAGUAGGUUCUAGCUCUGAAACAGAGGGAUCUGAAUAUAGUAGGAGCCGGUCAAGUUCUGGAGCUUCCAUUAUACGUCUGGAGUCAGGGAUUUAUCAGAUCAAGAACUCCAGGAGCUCUGCCUCACUGGAUUCAUGGAAUGAAACGUGGACACAGGACGAGCCCGACUCCGGGAUAUCGUCUCCAGCGAAGCUACCAUCAGUUGUACUGCCUGGUUUAGAUGCAGUUGAUUCUGAAAAAGAUUUUAACUUUAACCAUACAUUUAAAACAGAUCAGGAUGACACUGUUAGAAAUGAUGAAAUCAAUUUAGGAUUAGAAAAUGGCCAAAAUAAUUUUGUGUUACACGAUAAUAUUGUUGUUAGUGAUCUAUCUGACUUGGAACAUUCCAACUUUAAUGGAGAAAACAUUCCAGUGGUUGUAAAUGGACAAUCAGACUUAGAGCAUUCCGCGAUGAACAAAGAGGAAUUAAAUCGUCUGAUACAUUCUGAUGAUAUUUUUGCUGAUGAUGAAAUUCUAUUGCCAAGAGGACCCAGUAAACUUCCUAAAAAGAAAUCAGAACCAAAUAGUCUUUCAAGUAUAGAUUAUUCUCAUGAACAAUCAGUGCCAAAAGUGGACUUAAUUGUAAAUGCUGAUGUGCCAAAUAGAUUGGUGAAGGAUGGCGUAUUUGAUGUAGUUCCUCUACAAGACCAAGAUAUUACCCCACUCAUUGUGACAAGGUCUGAACCUAAUGGACAGCAGAGGACCAGUACUCGUAAGAAAGCCGUUACUGUGGAUAUCGACGAAGGAAAGAAAAAGUCAGGAAAACAACACAGGAGGAACUCAAGGAAUAAAGGAAAAGAGGCAGACUCAGAUGUCAGAAGCCGGCGGUCUUCAGAUACUUCAUCCAACCUGAUCUCCAAUUCAGUGCUGCAUGAACAAUUAAAUAACAUUCCUGUUAGCCAAUCAAAAUCUCCCACUCUAAAAAGAACUGAGAGCUGUCCAGCCAUAUCGCUGAAAACUGGAUUGAUCCAGUCAUCUUCUGCUACAGACUUACACUCACCAUCCCAUUCUCCACUGACUCAGUCGUGGGAAGAGCCCCAGGAGAGUAACAGAAGAACCUUGACCUCGGUCAAGGACAGCUUACAGUCUAAAUUUGCAAACACAAAAAUGAAAAUUUUGAAAACAAUUAAGGAGAAGAAAAUGAUGGCAUCAUCACCAAAGGAUACAAAAGAACCAUAUUUACCUCAGGAAACGCUAAACAUUCCUGAAGAACAAGAAUUUAAGGAAGACAUUCCAGUGAUAGACCCAGAAAAAGAAUCCUCUGUAGUGGAUCUCACAGAAUUUAUCCAGAAAACCAUUCAAACUAGGUCAAAGAUGCAGGAUUUCAAUGUUAUGCUCAACCCAGGUGCAUUAUGGGAGACACUUUCUGAUUGGAUGAUACAUUUGAAUAUCAUUUUGAAGAAAUUAAAUACCCAUAAGUGUUUAAAACUACUUCAGUCUACACAUUAUAAAAGAUGCAAAACUCAAUGCCUUACUUCAAAUGAAGACAAAACUGAAACUAGUGUGGGUAAUCAAGACUGUGGCAUUAAUGAUUCACAAGUGACAGAAAAUGAUCAAACUCUGGUUAGAAACAGUAGUGAUGUGAACAGUGAAAAUGAUCCUCAUUUAAAUCCCAGCUUGAUUAUGGAUGAUUAUGAAAACAUCAAAUUCCAAGAGUUUUGUCACAUAGAGGACCCAUUUCCAUUUUCAGAAGACAUGCUUGUUACUGUGAAAGAUUUAGCUAGAAAGUGUUUCAAAUCCAAAUGUAUUCACGAUGUUAUUAAUUCCGCUCAACCUGAUCUUGGUGCUAUUUCAUUUUGUGAUAUUUGUUCAAACUGCUUCCAAAACAAAAAAACCAAACUCUCAGAUACACAUUCUGUUCCCUUGCCUUCCAAUCUAAGUCAAGAAAAUGAGAGAAAAUACAUUGAUAACCAGCUGAGUGAAACAGGGGGCAUUAGUUUUACUGUGCCUGAUUCUGAAGAGACAGGGACUAGUAAUACAGAACCCAGCCAUCAAGAUUCUUGUGGAGAUAUGACCAAUAUAUCAGACACUGAAAAUGCCAGUACAAGGAAAUGUAGUACAACAAUGGACUUUUGUGAACCACAUGAAAGAGGAAACCUGAUUGGUCAAGAUGAUGAAAUACACACAGUGAUAAGAGAGAGUGACAGUGAUUUGUCAGUGUUUGUCAGGUGCUAUUUCUUUCUAUUGGACAAAAAUGAUCUCAUACAGCAAGUGUACUCAAGGGAGAGCACUCUGUCUGAAGACGAUAAGUUUGAAAUCUGGACAGCAUGGAUGCUGAGUCUACAUGUGAAAUAUAGUGAAGAUUCAUUGCUUUUGUUGGACAAAAAGAGCCAAGAGGAAGUCAUCAGUGUUUUAAAGCUAACUAAGCAUGACCAUCAAAAGAAUUUAUUUUAUGCUUACAAAUUGUUCAAGCAAUUUCCAUCUGAAACUGUCUCGUGUUGUGUGACAUGUGACAAUAUCCAUCCAAAGGAUAUAGUGUAUCUAUGUCAACUUUAUCACCAGAAAGAGGCUGGCUAUUUGGACCAAUUUAUGUGUGGGAGAUACAAGGAACUUAAGUCAUCAAGAAGGUUAAGUGAUUUAAAUAUUGGGAAGAGAGUGAUUUACACCUGGCUACAAACUUUAAUGGAAAAGACAGAACAUUGUAAACAACUCAGAGAUGAAUAUGGAAAACCUUGGUUGUUCAGUCACUCUGUAGUGUGGGAAGAUGGAGAUAAGAUAGACUUCCUUCUACAGACUGUCACAACAGACCACGGAGAGGAAUGUUUAGAAAUCUGUACAAAAGCAGGUUACUGGAGAGGGUGUCUGACGUUACUGAAAAGACAACAGAAGUGGAGUGAGAUGGUGUCCAUGAUCUUUUCUUUAGGAGAUCUGCAAUUAAUUCACGAUAUGGAACUGCUUCCAGAAAAAGUAGAGGAAUGGAAAACAUUCACAGAAUUAUUUCAGUCUUAUUAUGACGUGCAUCAUAAACUUCAUCAUCCUGAAGAUGGAAAACAACAAGUUUUAGGAGAGGAUGAGAUCCAGAAAGAUACCAGCUUACUCCCAUCAGGAAAGGACUCCUCCAAACAAACACAAUUGGAGCCAAAUCUGCAAAAGCAUGCAGAGAAUAGUGAAAGUGUAGUAAACCAAAGUUCAGUCAAUGAGGGCACACAUAAUCAAAUCUCUGAAGUUAGUGAGGAUAGUUUUGAAACCAAUCAGCAAAAUGUGGAGUCCUUAGUUAAAGAAAUAGAUUUACCUAAUGUAAGCUGUAGUGGCCAGUGUAUCUUGUGGAGUGACAUAGCCUCUCUGAUGCUGCGGUAUAUAGAUGUGUCAUUGUGUGUGGGUAUUUUAUCUGAGGUGGACAUCCCAGAGGGCUGUGUGACCCAGUCUCUUUACCAGUCCAGUAUCACCACAGCAUUAAAACACAGGCAACAAAGAAAUAUGAUGCACAAUCUUCUAGAGAAGAUAGACUCUUAUCUUUGGGCCAAGAAACCAAAUACACUAAUGCCUGAGUUGCAGUUUGCUGUUUCUGUAGAAAGAAAAUCAAAGGGAUUUAAGAAGGAAAGAUCCACCGACCAUCUGAUGGCGCUGCUGUCAGAGAAGCCAGUCACUGGAAGAAGAUAUCGGGAGGACUCUGAAUGUCACUGGGGGAUAUCUACCAACAUACUCAAGUGUUGUCGGAUCUGUAAUGUUGCAUUGACAGAGAGUAUCUCCCAUGUAGAGCCUGGAAUUCUCAUGUUUGAUUGUGGUCAUGGAUUUCACAAGCUCUGCUGUCAAGGACGAGUGUGCCAGCUGUGUUCAUAAAGUCCUCAUAAAAACAGUUCAACCCUUUUUCCAAAUAAUUUUUUUUUUAUUGUAUAUGUAUAUUUACAAAGUUUUAAAGAUAAAAGGCAUUAAAAAAAAAUUAAUUUUACAGUUGGGCAAUUUCCAAACCAUUUUAAGAUUUCAGUCAUAUUCAGUAUCUAUGAAUUGUACAUAGUACCAAGGUAAUUCAUAUUUUAAACAUAUAGUAUCUGUCAUUCAUAUAACAUUUGAAACAUUCCUGUCUAUUGCCUUAACUGUUAAUUACUUUGUUUUUUAUGUUUCUUAUUCAUGAAUGUUAUUUGUUCAUAGAUGAUGUUUUAUUUGCUUUAAAGUGCAAUAUUGUGACAGAGUUGAAAAGGGUUCCUUUCUCACAAGCAUGUAAAUUUGCUUUAUGCUGGCUCAUUCAUGAAUUUAAUUUGAAGAAAUGUAAAUUAUUUAAUUCUCCUUAAUAUUUUUUUGUUUGUCCAUUUAAGUUUGUUAUUUUAGAAUGCAUACUGUUAUGUGUUAUCUUUUAUCCAGUGGGUAUCACAAAUUGGAUAUUUAUUUAUUUUUCAUAAUUCACAUUCUGUAUUCCAUGGCAUUUGUAAUGUCAUAAAACAAAUAUACUGUAUAUUACAGGGUUAUUUUUGCCCUGUUUUAUUUUUACACCUAUUGCCCUUCUCAAAGGUGGAUAAAUUUUAAGUAGGGUGAAUUAAAUAAACACAGUAUAAUUUCUUAAACAGAAUUGUGACUGUGCAAAUUUAAAUUGGGGCAAAAUUAUUUGCAGGUGUGAAAGAGCAAAAAUAUAAACACUGUAUACAUUAUGCAUGUACAUUUGUAAUCAUUGAAGUUGAUCAGGGUUAAAGGUAAAAUUCAAAAUUAUUUGAACACUAUAAGUUCACACAUUACUUUAGAGGUGGAAUUAUUAGUAUGCAGUUUGUGAUAAGAUACUGUAUAAGCAGAAUUUUUAGUGAGGAUUUAAUUUUGGCAUUAUUAGCAAGGGUGCCAAGAUCACUAAAAUUGAAUAUCACUAAAAUUAAUUGCGAUUUAUUUGUAAUAACUUCUUUAGUGAGCUUUUUAAAAUCGCUAAAACUGCAUCUCGCUAAAAAUUAAAAAACAUUUUUAAAGGCCAAAUCGCUAAAUUUGCGUCUCGCUAUUAUUUCCACUUACACGAUAAAUUUAUCUCACUCGAUGCUUUUUAUAUCUUUGAUAGAGGGCCAGGGAGAGAAAACAACCAACUUGUAAAAAUCGUGAACAUUCACAAACUAUGGGAGAUCCUAAUACUGUAAAUGUACACAAAAUGGCACGAUAAAAAUUGUAAUGCAAGUGUCCUCCAACACAUUAUUGCACUCAUAAAUUAGCCAAACCAUAAUGUAAACAACAUGUAUUAUUUCAACUUAAUAAAUCAUGACUAUAAAUAUGAAUACCAUUAAAAUGAGUACAUUUACAUACAUAUUUAUUUAUAGUUCAAUUUUAAUCAAUUUUGUUGGAACCAAAGAUAAUUUGAUUAUCCUAGCGGGCAUUGACAUUAUUGAUUAUAAUGGUUAAAGAAAAUUUGGUUAGAACACUGGUACAUGUAGCUUAAGGUUGACAGAAUUGUAUUUGUACCAUAAUUAUUUUAAUGCUGUGAGGUACAUAUUACACUGUAGACUUACUUUUUUCCAAGCAGAAAUCAUUUCUAUAUACACAGCAUACUUAAAAUUCAUGAAGGCCAACUAAUGACAAUAUAAGAAAUCUGUGUAAUUGUCUACUUGUCGAUUCAGCAGAAAUUGAUUUCAAAGAAUUUGUUCCCAGUGGAAAAAAGUACACUUACAAUAUGUUGACCAAUAUAUGGAAACUUGAUUUAUAUUUGUCUUCCCUGUAGUCAUAAAAAACAUAUCAGAAAUUUUA
Saccostrea cuccullata (small rock oyster) is the source of this 7170-nucleotide messenger RNA. RefSeq lists its product as uncharacterized. The transcript has 28 exons. Gene Ontology annotation, molecular function: protein binding. The record is from RefSeq and is a predicted model, not a curated record. The coding region runs from base 199 to 5301 and encodes 1700 amino acids. Lineage: Eukaryota; Metazoa; Mollusca; Bivalvia; Ostreida; Ostreidae. Gene Ontology annotation, cellular component: cytoplasm. Gene Ontology annotation, biological process: developmental pigmentation.